Molecule: messenger RNA, 1347 nt
Organism: Malus domestica (apple)
Lineage: Eukaryota; Viridiplantae; Streptophyta; Magnoliopsida; Rosales; Rosaceae
Product: endoglucanase 4-like
Biological process (GO): carbohydrate metabolic process
Molecular function (GO): hydrolase activity, hydrolyzing O-glycosyl compounds
Source: RefSeq, a predicted model, not a curated record
AUGGAUCUUGUAGGAGGUUACUAUGAUGCCGGUGACAAUGUGAAGUUCAACUUUCCCAUGGCAUUCACUACAACAAUGUUGUCGUGGAGCGUUCUAGAGUUUGGACAAUCAAUGGGCUCGGAGCUUCCAUUUGCUUUGGAAGCUAUAAGAUGGGGGACAGAUUAUUUGCUUAAAUCCACAAAGGUACCUGAUUCUGUUGUUGGCGUUGUUGGUGACCCCAAUAGCGACCACACUUGUUGGGAAAGACCUGAAGACAUGGACACCCCUCGAACCUCUUAUGUAGUAACUAAAGAAAAGCCAGGCUCAGAGGUUUCAGCUGAGAUUGCAGCUGCACUCGCAGCUUCUUCCAUGGUGUUUAAAGAUUCGGACAGAUUCUACUCGGCUUUGCUUCUUAACCGGUCUAUUCAGGUGUUUGAAUUCGCGGAUAGGUAUAGGGGGUCUUACAAUGACAGUAUUGGUGAAGGAGCAUGCCCAUUUUACUGCGACUUCAGUGGCUACAUGGAUGAACUGCUCUGGGGAGCUGCGUGGCUAUACAAGGUAACCAAGGCACCAUAUUACUGGGACUAUGUCCUAGCUAACAUACACUACUUGGAGUCCACUGUAAUAAGAAAGGUUAAUGGCGGUCCGUACUUAACUGGUUCUGUCACUGAAUUUGGAUGGGAUUCAAAACAUUCUGGCAUCAACAUACUUGUUUCUCAGUGGGCCAUGACUGAUCCCACCAUUUCUAGUCCCUUUAUUCCCAAGGCGGACGAGUUAGUAUGCUCUAUAUUGCCUGAAUCACCUGCUCCAAAAUCAGUCACAUUUUCACCAGGUGGGCUAUUGUUCAAACCUGGAGGAAGUAACCUGCAACAUUCAACAUCCUUAUCAUUUCUUCUUUUAGUUUAUGCUGGCUACAUGAAAGCUGCCAACAAAGUUAUGAACUGUGGCAACAAUGUUAUUAUCACUCCAGAUAGGCUGGUGAAUUUCACCAAAGGACAGGUUGAUUAUAUACUAGGAAGCAACCCAUUGGAGAUGUCAUACAUGGUUGGAUUUGGGCAAAAGUUCCCUCAGAAAAUACAUCACCGGGGAUCAGUGAUACCUUCCAUGGAUAAGCACCCACAACAUAUGGAGUGCCAUGAAGGAGACUUGUAUUAAAGCGCCGAUCCAAACCCUAAUUUAUUAAUAGGAGCAGUUGUGGGAGGGCCUGCUGAGAAUGAUACAUUUCAAGACUCUCGAUAUAAUGUUCCACAAUCGGAGCCAACCACAUAUAUCAAUGCACCUUUUGUGGGUGUAUUGGCUUACUUCAAAGUUUGAGCUGUCCUAAUUUUGUGUAGGACAAUUUGGAGGAAGUGACUAUUAGCCAUCCUA